AGGGGGAAGCCGUUCGUCGGCUCAAGCGGGGCGCCCUGCUGCAUUUGCGCGGCAGCCCGCCAUGCCGUCGUCGGUGGCGCGGGUUGCGCUGUUGCUUGGCCUGGCCGUUGCGCUCGUGGACGAGAACGGGCGCUACCAAUCCGGCCACGACAUCACGUCGCUGGCCCCCCCAGAGCCAACAGAGGCCGACAAGAGCGCAUCAGUAGACCUGUCCAAGCAGCCCAUUGAGAAGCUGUUCCGCUUGCUGGCGUACGAGCUCAUGAAGGAGGAGGAGAGGUUGCCAGAUCUGCGGCUCGGCGUGCGCGACUUCCAGGUGGCGACCGAGCUCGGCUGCCAGGAGCGCCUGGUUCUGAUCUUGCAAGAAACGCAGAACAUAUCCGAGGAGGUGCACUGGUAUCAUCUGAACGUGACGGGGACGGCGGGCCUCUACUGGCUCCUGCACGAGUACCCGGAAGAGCACAGCUGGGCCUGGCUGCUGCCCGCCUCGCACGACAAGGUGAUCCGCAGGGUGUCCAAGUAUCUCCUGGCGAUGGCAGCAGUGGCCGCGGACGACCAAGACAGCUGCCUGUCCGAGGGCUUCCGCGCCGUGCUGAUGAACGCGGCGGUCACCUGGAAGAAGAUCCACGGGGACUACGACGCGCUCUUGUGGAACGGGGUGGCCUUCGGUGCCCUAGGAGACGUAACGUCCUGGCGUGAAGUAGACGAGGACGGACAGGCAGAGAACGGUCCAGGUGGCCCUCCGCCAAACGUGAGCUGGUCGGAGAACGUGAUAUUCGGAAACAUGUGGAUCUCGUCGGUGCAGAAGUGGCUGGAGCACCACGCGCAGGAGGUGCUCGAGGCACUCCAGGUCGAGGUCGCGCGCAUGCGUGCCGGUAUCCUCCCUGGCCAGCACAAGCAGUGGAGCAAGAGCGAGGACGGCGUCGUGUCGUCGUUCGAGUGCAUGCGCCGCCAAAUUUUCGGCGGCUGGCAGGUGGAUAAGGGGCUUCUUCGCGGGCUUCUGCGCCACUGCCUGCGGCCAGACUACUCCAGCGCGCUGCGGCCCUCCGUCGCGGACUUCGGCGCCGGCGGCGGGGGCUACAGCCAGUGGCUGAACGACACCGGCCUGGCCGAGGCGUUUGCGUUCGACGCCGCCAACUCCAUCUACGAGAUCACCAGGGGGGCCGUGCUGGAGGUUAACCUGGGCAGCGCCGUGGAGCUCUGGCGGAAGUUCGACUGGGUCCUCUGCCUGGAGGUGGCGGCCCACGUGCCCGAGCCGCAGGCGCGCGCCCUGCUGGGCAACGCCGCCCGGCACGCCCUGCGCGGGCUCGUCGUGUCCUGGGCCGCGGUGGGCGGGGACGGCGGCGCGGCCGGCGGCCUCGAGGCACCCUUCGUCUCCCUCGUUGAGGAGGAGACUGGCUUCCUGCUUGACCGGGGCGCCACGCUCGUCCUCCGGGAGGGCUGUGAGUUCGCCCACAUCGCGCGGACCGUGGCGGUGUUCCGCGCGCCCUCGUAAUCAUAGUA
Prorocentrum cordatum is the source of this 1500-nucleotide messenger RNA. The record is from the annotation of a GenBank genome assembly. NCBI's taxonomy places the organism in Eukaryota, Dinophyceae, Prorocentrales, Prorocentraceae.